This is a messenger RNA of Oncorhynchus keta (chum salmon), 7230 nucleotides long. Its product is annotated as coiled-coil domain-containing protein 177. The record is from RefSeq and is a predicted model, not a curated record. NCBI's taxonomy places the organism in Eukaryota, Metazoa, Chordata, Actinopteri, Salmoniformes, Salmonidae. The coding region runs from base 1221 to 2999 and encodes 592 amino acids. The transcript is spliced from 3 exons.
ACAAAUGUCCUUGAUUUCUUAAUAGAAAUGGGAGAUUAACUUUUUGCGUUUUCUAUCUGAGGUCACCCCAUCCAGGGAAGGUCAACCAAUAGAGGUGAAGAAAUAAUCUAUUGGGAAGAAAUAAUCUAUAGGAUUGAAAUAAUCUAUUGGGAAAGAAAUCAUCUAUUGGGAAUAAAUCAUAUAUUGGGAAGAAAUAAUCUAUUGGGAAAUAAAUCAUCUAUUGGGAAGAAAUAAUCUAUUGGGAAGAAAUAAUAUAUUGGGAAGAAAUAAUCUAUUGGGAAGAAAUAAUCCCUCUUUUCCAGAGAAAUCUUUUGGGUUUUGCUGCCAUGGUCACAACAAAAUAGCGUCGCUGAGUUUCCACCGGGAGGCAAUGUUUUGAAAGGUCUCUCUCCUUCUCUUCUUCUUCUUCGUAUUUGACAGCUAAUCAAAAUACUGAACGCAUUUCAUAAGAAAUAUCGACUUUUACCUGCUAUGUUGUUGUUGUUGUUGUUGUUGUUGUACCUGUUGGUUUGCCUGUCUGCGAUGCGAUGGUGUCCAGACCAAAGGCUAAUGCUAGUUAGUUAAGUAGCUAUAAACGCGCUAGUUAGCUAGUUAAGUAGCUAUAAACGCGCUAGCUAGUUAGUUAAGUAGCUAUAAACGCGCUAGUUAGCUAGUUAAGUAGCUAUAAACACGCUAGCUAGCUAGUUAAGUAGCUAUAAGCACUCUAGCUAGCUAGUUAAGUAGCUAUAAGCACUCUAGCUAGCUAGUUAAGUAGCUAUAAGCACUCUAGCUAGCUAGUUAAGUAGCUAUAAGCACUCUAGCUAGCUAGUUAAGUAGCUAUAAGCACUCUAGCUAGCUAGUUAAGUAGCUAUAAGCACUCUAGCUAGCUAGUUAAGUAGCUAUAAGCACUCUAGCUAGCUAGUUAAGUAGCUAUAAGCACUCUAGCUAGCUAGUUAAGUAGCAAUAAACACUCUAGCUAGUUAGCUAUUUAAGUAGCUAUAAGCACUCUAGCUAGCUAGCUAAGUAGCAAUAAACACUCUAGCUAGUUAGCUAUUUAAGUAGCUAUAAGCACUCUAGCUAGCUAGUUAAGUAGCAAUAAACACUCUAGCUAGCUAGAUAAGUAGCUAUAAGCAUGCUAGCUAGUUAGAUAAGUAGCUAUAAACACUCUAGCUAGUUAGAUAAGUAGCCAUAAGCACUCUAGCUAGUUAGAUAAGUAGCUAUAAGCACGCUAGCUAGCUGCCAUGGGAGAAAGCAGUCCGCCGUCUCCGACGCUGCACUUGGAUCUGGACAACUUUGAUACGACGGACGCCGAGGACAGCACGUAUGUUUUAACCAGUCCGCGGUCGUUGGAAUCAUGUGCAAGACUCGGCGUCAAACCCGUUCAACUUUUAAUAAAAUCUCUAAGCGAUUUCGUUGAUGACAACGUAAACCCAGAUAUCCCGUUUAAGGCACUGACAGUUCUGUACGAGGCGUACGAAAAGGAAGGCAGGGGGAUUUUGCAGCUGUGCCGUGAAGAGAGAGAGAAGAUUGUUUUAGAAACGAAAGAAAGACGACCGUCUCUUAAACUGUCUGCCCUCGAAACUGUCGUCGAGGUAGAAAGUCGGAACUCUCUCGAAGAUCCCAAAUCAAGAGAGGACUCCUGUGAUGGUUUGAGAACGCAAACUAAUCAAUCUGUGGACCACAGCCCCAGAAGGAAAUCUGUGAGCAAUGGCAGGUCCUCUUAUUCUGCUGCGAUCACCAGACAACAAAACAGAAACAGCUUGAGACCAACUGACAAGAACAUGAUGGUGUCCAGCCUAAGUCUUGGUGACCUCCGACACUCCCCAGCCACAGAAAGACAGUUGGAGAGGCUCACUCGAGACGUCAGGAAGAAGAUGAAUGUCACAGUCCCAGAGAAAGACCGUAAGAUAGCAGCUCUGAUGUUGGUGAAGCACCAAGAGAAGCAGACCAGGCUGAUGCUGAGCCAGCAGGAGGAGCAGGAGAGAGAGGAGGCCCGGAGGCAGGAGGAGGUGCGACGGGUCCAGGCGGAGCGCAGGAGGAAGAAGGAGCUGGAGAAGAGCAUGCAGCGGUGGCAGGUUGGGCUGGAGGUGCGGAGGAGGCAGAAGGAGCGCCAGGAGAAGGAGUUGGCCGGUCAGCGCGAGCAGGAGGUGCUACUGCAGGAGGAUCGCUGGAGGAGGCUCACAGAGGAGCAGGAGGUGCGGAAAAGAGACAAGAAAGAGAUGGCGAGGAGAGAAGCGGAGGAGCGCAAAUGCCUCCAGGAGCAGCUGCUCAAAGACAUGGAGCGUCUGGAGCAGGCAGGGAGAGAGAAGGAGGUGCAGCUGUCGCAGGAGAAGGAGCAGAGGGCCAGGAGGAGCAGGGUGAUCCGAGAGAGGAGAGAGAGGAAGAGGCUCCAACAAGAGAACCAGGGGGAACAUCUCAGAUGCCUCCUCCUGAAGCGGGAGGUGCAGCAGCAGUUGGAGGAGGAGGAGGCGCUGAUGAAGAGUGCCCUGGAGGAGAAACUCCAGCGCUCCUGGGAGAAGAGGGCCCAGGCAGUGGCGUUGCGCCUCAGGGAGCUGCAGGAGAGAUCGGCCAGGGAGGAGGAGCAGAUCCAGAGGGCCCAGCUCCGAGCCUCCUGGCACAGCCAACAGCAGCUCAGAGAGAAAGAGGUACUGGCCCAGCUGAGUCAGCGUCGUAUGGAGCAGGCAAGCCAGAACGCUCACACCCAGAGGAGGAGCAGGGCACAGAGGGCACAGCAGGAAAACAUGGAGAGACUCCUUUGCCACCAGCGCCUCCUAGACAGUGUACAGAGAGAGGAGGAGACUGAGAGGCAGCUGAGAGAAUGCUGCCUCUCCCUGAAGGAGCGUCGGAGGGAGCGUCUGCAGAGGCAGAGAGAGGAGGUGCAGGAGGAGGCUCGUAGAGUGGCUCGCGCCUCCUUCCAUAUGAGGGAGAAGGUGAGGGAGGCGACAGACGGCAGGACUUUCCACCAGAUGGCUCUGCAGGCUCAGCUAGCUGCCUCCCUGCUGGACCGUGGACAAAUAUGAACAUUCAUCUGUGUUUUUACAUUCAGCACGACACACAAAUACUAAGAAUCGUACAGUAUUACAAACCACUACACACAAAUACUAAGAAUCGUACAGUAUUACAAACCACUACACACAAAUACUAAGAGUAGUAUUACAAACCACUACACACAAAUACUAAGAGUAGUAUUACAAACCACUACACACAAAUACUAAGAAUCGUACAGUAUUACAAACCACUACACACAAAUACUAAGAAUCGUACAGUAUUACAAACCACUACACACAAAUACUAAGAAUCGUACAGUAUUACAAACCACUACACACAAAUACUAAGAAUCGUACAGUAUUACAAAUAACUACACACAAAUACUAAGAGUCGUAUUACAAACCACUACACACAAAUACUAAGAGUCGUAUUACAAAUAACUACACACAAAUACUAAGAAUCGUACAGUAUUACAAAUAACUACACACAAAUACUAAGAGUCGUACAGUAUUACAAAUAACUACACACAAAUACUAAAAAUCGUACAGUAUUACAAAUAACUACACACAAAUACUAAGAGUCGUAUUACAAACCACUACACACAAAUACUAAGAAUCGUACAGUAUUACAAAUAACUACACAAAAAUACUAAAAAUCGUACAGUAUUACAAAUAACUACACACAAAUACUAAGAGUCGUAUUACAAACCACUACACACAAAUACUAAGAAUCGUACAGUAUUACAAAUAACUACACACAAAUACUAAGAGUCGUACAGUAUUACAAAUAACUACACACAAAUACUAAAAAUCGUACAGUAUUACAAAUAACUACACACAAAUACUAAGAGUCGUAUUACAAACCACUACACACAAAUACUAAGAGUCGUAUUACAAAUAACUACACACAAAUACUAAGAGUCGUAUUACAAACCACUACACACAAAUACUAAGAAUCGUAUUACAAAUAACUACACACAAAUACUAAGAGUCGUAUUACAAACCACUACACACAAAUACUAAGAAUCGUACAGUAUUACAAAUAACUACACACAAAUACUAAGAGUAGUAUUACAAACCACUACACACAAAUACUAAGAGUCGUAUUGCAAACCACUACACACAAAUACUAAGAGUAGUAUUACAAACCACUACACACAAAUACUAAGAAUCGUAUUACAAAUAACUACACACAAAUACUAAGAGUAGUAUUACAAACCACUACACACAAAUACUAAGAAUCGUACAGUAUUACAAACCACUACACACAAAUACUAAGAAUCGUACAGUAUUACAAAUAACUACACACAAAUACUAAGAGUCGUACAGUAUUACAAAUAACUACACACAAAUACUAAAAAUUGUACAGUAUUACAAAUAACUACACACAAAUACUAAGAGUCGUAUUACAAACCACUACACACAAAUACUAAGAGUCGUAUUACAAACCACUACACACAAAUACUAAAAAUCGUACAGUAUUACAAAUAACUACACACAAAUACUAAGAGUAGUAUUACAAAUAACUACACACAAAUACUAAGAGUCGUAUUACAAACCACUACACACAAAUACUAAGAAUCGUACAGUAUUACAAAUAACUACACACAAAUACUAAGAGUCGUAUUACAAACCACUACACACAAAUACUAAGAAUCGUACAGUAUUACAAAUAACUACACACAAAUACUAAGAGUAGUAUUACAAACCACUACACACAAAUACUAAGAAUCGUAUUACAAAUAACUACACACAAAUACUAAGAGUAGUAUUACAAACCACUACACACAAAUACUAAGAGUCGUAUUACAAACCACUACACACAAAUACUAAGAGUAGUAUUACAAACUACUACACACAAAUACUAAGAGUCGUAUUACAAACCACUACACACAAAUACUAAGAGUAGUAUUACAAACCACUACACACAAAUACUAAGAGUCGUAUUACAAACCACUACACACAAAUACUAAGAGUAGUAUUACAAACCACUACACACAAAUACUAAGAGUCGUAUUACAAACCACUACACACAAAUACUAAGAAUCGUAUUACAAACCACUACACACAAAUACUAAGAAUCGUACAGUAUUACAAAUAACUACACACAAAUACUAAGAGUAGUAUUACAAACCACUACACACAAAUACUAAGAAUCGUAUUACAAACCACUACACACAAAUACUAAGAGUAGUAUUACAAACCACUACACACAAAUACUAAGAGUAGUAUUACAAACCACUUCACACAAAUACUAAGAGUAGUAUUACAAACCACUUCACACAAAUACUAAGAGUAGUAUUACAAACCACGACACACAAAUACUAAGAGUAGUAUUACAAACCACUUCACACAAAUACUAAGAGUAGUAUUACAAACCACGACACACAAAUACUAAGAAUCGUACAGUAUUACAAACCACUACACACAAAUACUAAGAGUAGUAUUACAAACCACUACACACAAAUACUAAGAGACGAGUACAAAUUGAUAGGGCCCGGUCCAGAUAUGAGCUACAACAAAGCUCGUAAAAUGGCCUGGGCUGUUUUGCUACAUUCAUGUUUGUUAUGCUAAUACCUGAGAUUCUUGUCAUUCUUCCAUUGGCAAGUAAAUACGAGGUGCUCCUUCAGAUCUAUUGAGGUACUCUACAACGUGUUUGUAUUGCUGUGUAAGGGAAUAAUUAGCUUAGACUAGUUUAGGUAACUUGCUGAUAUCAAUUUGACUUGCAGACAAUCCUGGUCUUGAAUGUAGGCCGGAACUAGAUUUUAACUACACACAUAAAAUAUACCGUCUCUGGGAAUAGUUAUGGUAUAGUAAAUAUGUACUGUAGUUCUACUGUAGUUGUACUGUAUUUCUACUGUAGUUAUACUGUAUUUCUGUAGUUAUACUGUAUUUAUACUGUAGUUCUACUGUAUUUAUACUGUAGUUCUACUGUAGUUGUACUGUAUUUCUGUAGUUAUACUGGAUUUAUACUGUAUUUCUGUAUUUAUACUGUAGUUCUACUGUAUUUAUACUGUAGUUGUACUGUAUUUCUGUAUUUAUACUGUAGUUCUACUGUAUUUAUACUGUAGUUCUACUGUAGUUCUACUGUACAUUGUUACUGUAGUUUAAAUGGGAUCUUUUUUUUCAAGAUCAUUUUUCAGAUAUAGAGUUUGUAUUUCUUAUUAAAGUGUCAAAACUAUUGUAUAGUUGCUCAGGAAAUGUUUAUACACUUUAUUCCAGUAUUUCUCUAGUGAUUUAUUUGUUGUUGUAACAUCUAGAUCCUGAAAAUGUAUUUUUUCUUACAUCUUUAAUAAAGAUUUUCUCGUGUAAAUGUGAUCUCUGCUGUCCUGUUACAGAACAUCUCUUAAUGCUGUGUCGUCCGACUAGUGCAGAAUCUCUUGGUAACAGUACUGUGACGUGGUAUUGUCCCUGACCCGUGACAGUACAAGCUGUCGGUGACAGCUAGUGACAGCUAGUGACAGCAAAAUCUCACAUCGGAAUAGAACAGACAUAUUCAAAAACAAUCUAGCUUUAUUAUCAACAAUUUACAUGUCAUACUAUUUUAUAUAUUAUUUUCAGGGAUAGUUAUGAUAAAGUAUUGAUAAAAAGUUGUUUUCCUCUAGCCUGGGUACCAGUCUGUUAAGAUAACAUUCCUCUAGUCUGGGUACCAGUCUGUUUAGAUAACAUUAAUCUAGUCUGGGUACCAGUCUGUUAAGAUAACAUUCCUCUAGUCUGGGUACCAGUCUGUUUAGAUAACAUUCCUCUAGUCUGGGUACCAGUCUAUUUAGAUAACAUUAAUCUAGUCUGGGUACCAGUCUGUUAAGAUAACAUUCCUCUAGCCUGGGUACCAGUCUGUUAAGAUAACAUUCCUCUAGUCUGGGUACCAGUCUGUUUAGAUAACAUUAAUCUAGUCUGGGUACCAGUCUGUUAAGAUAACAUUCCUCUAGUCUGGGUACCAGUCUGUUUAGAUAACAUUACUCUAGCCUGGGUACCAGUCUGUUUAGAUAACAUUACUCUAGUCUGGGUACCAGUCUGUUUAGAUAACAUUCUAGUCUGUUUAGAUAACAUUCCUCUAGCCUGGGUACCAGUCUGUUUAGAUAACAUUCCUCUAGCCUUGGUACCAGUCUGUUUAGAUAACAUUCCUCUAGCCUGGGUACCAGUCUGUUUAGAUAACAUUACUCUAGUCUGGGUACCAGUCUGUUUAGAUAACAUUCCUCUAGCCUUGGUACCAGUCUGUUUAGAUAGCAUUCGUCUAGUCUGGGUACCAGUCUGUUUAGAUAAC